Emiliania huxleyi CCMP1516 is the source of this 3204-nucleotide messenger RNA. RefSeq lists its product as hypothetical. Bases 1 to 3204 code for a protein of 1067 amino acids. Gene Ontology annotation, molecular function: RNA binding. The transcript has 7 exons. Lineage: Eukaryota; Haptophyta; Isochrysidales; Noelaerhabdaceae. Gene Ontology annotation, cellular component: sno(s)RNA-containing ribonucleoprotein complex. The record is from RefSeq and is a predicted model, not a curated record. Gene Ontology annotation, biological process: ribosome biogenesis; pseudouridine synthesis; box H/ACA snoRNP assembly.
AUGCCGAUGCAGCCGGUCCCGCCGGCCCAGCAACUGCAUAUGCAUGGCGGGUGUGGAGCCCCACAGCCCUUCUUCAGCCAGCCCUUCUGCGCCAGCGCCGGCCAGCUGUGCUCGCAGCCCGCUAUGUAUUCGCCGCAGCAACAGUACGGCAUGCCGCAGCAGUGCAUAAUGGACCCGGCAUUGCCCCCCUUCAUGCAGGGCAUGGCUCAGCCAGGAGGCUCCAUCCACCCUGCCCAGUGGGAGCAGCAGGCCUACUGCUACCCGCAACCCGCCGGUGCAUACGGCGCCAUCCCGCCCCUCUGCGGAGGCGCAGGCACCGUCUCCGGCGCCACCUCUGCCAGCCGCAAGUCAUUCAAGGCGCUUUCGGCGGCCGAGGUUAACGAGCUCAAGACGAAGCUCGUCAAGACCGACAUCGCCGCAAAGAAUGGCGCCUUUGAAGGCCUCGCCGCAGCCAACCGCGAGCUCGGCGAGCUCGAUGCCCUCACCACCGAGCAGGCCGCUGCCAUCACCGAGCUCCGCGCCGAGAUCCGCGGGCUCCACGAGCGUGCGCUCGCAUACGCCGCCGGCGCUGCGUUCCUACUCCUGCUCGCCCUCGCCGCCCGCGGAGCCGCGUUCGCGUGCGCCGCCGUCGCCGUCGUCGGUGCUCUUGAACUCGCCGACAGUGCAGGCCGUGCUCGCCUCGGCCGCGCUUACCUCAACUCUGUCGCCGCCGCGUGCCACGCUGUCGAAGCCGCCGGCGACGCUGCACGCAGCGCUGCCAGCCUCGCCGCCAUCGGGAGAGAGGGGUUGGUUAUCGCCGCCGUCGAUGCAGCUCCAGCCCUCUACCACAACGCCGGCCGCUGCGCCCGCUUCCUCGGUCGGGCAGCCCUCGCCGUCAUUGAAGCUCUAUGCCUUGCCGACGUCCUCGCGCAACCAUACGACAUUCGGCAGCAAGCUUUUGACAUCGCCGGUGUCGGUUCCGCCGCCAGCGUCAACACGUCCCAGACCAUCAGCGCGCGGCUCACCGCCAGCACCGGCCACGCCAUCGACCUCCGCGGCGCCGUGUUUUCCGACAACAUCAACCGGUCAAUCAUCUCCGGGAGCUACCUCGAGGACAUGUACGGCGCCGACGCCCGCCUCCAGCGCGCCGCCAGCGUCGCCGAGGCGGCCCUCGAGUGCACCACCAGCGGCACGCACGUCGACGCCUACAACGCUGCGCUGUACGCCAUCCUCGGCGACGGCGCCGCGCCCUUCGAGUGCGCGUCCGCCGAGCGCCUCGACGCCAGCCGCACCUGUCUCCACAAGGCCGCCGGCAGCCCCGCCUCAGCCGAGUGCCUCCGCGCCCUCUCCCGCCAUGCUGCCGGCGCCCCAAUGCCAGCCGAGUGCCUCAAGGCGACGCAGCGCCUCGUCGACGUCGUCACGCCGCUCGGCGUGAAGCAGAUCUUCCGCGUACCCGCCAACAAGAAGGAGCUGCGCGAAUCGCCCGAGCGGACGCAAUGGGAGGCCGCCGACCGCAAGGCCCUCGACUGCAUCCUCCGUGUCCCCGGCAACCGCCUCGUGCCCGUCACCGUCCCCGCGGCCGCGGGCGUGCCGAUCCAGCGCUGCGUCACAGCGCGCAAGAUCAAGAUCGACCAGGCGACCGGAGGCCUCGACCAACACGACCCGUUCAAGUCACGGCACUCCGCCGACGGCGGCUUCGCCAAGGUCCAACGCGCCCGCGCCGGCCUACCACCGUCGGGCGUCCCGGCUACCUCUACCGUUGUCGACGACUUGACCGCCAAGCUGUUCGUCGGACACGCCGCCGCCGUCGAUGCCCACCUGACCAAGGGAGACGUCGGGAACGCCUAUGUCAAGGGCAAGCGACAGGGGCCCGUCGGCUACAUGGCGCUCCCGUCCACGCUACCCAUGACCGACGAGGACGGGACCGAGCUGUGCAUCGAGCUCUGUUCACCUCUCUGGGGCGAGGAGUGCGCUGGCUACGAGUGGGAGUGCACGUUCAAUGACACCAUCAAAGGCCUAGGGUGGGUGCCGUGCCCGGGUGUCCCCGCGAUGUUCUCGUUCCAUGGGGAGCACGGAGAGGCCCGCAUGAUCACGAUCGUCGACGACUUCCUCAUCUCCGAGGUGAACGGCACCACCAUCACCGACGCCACCAUCGCCGCGCUGAAGGCCGCUUUCAACGACGAGGUCAAGGUCGACUACUCGCCCACCUCCUUCGCCGGCUUCAAGCUCGAGCGCGACCGCGAGCGGCGCACCCUCACGCUGUCCAUGCCGCAGAAGAUCAUCGAGGCCGCACGCGAGCACAUGCCCGAGCUCCUCCGCGGCGAGCAAUAUGACAGCGAGGAUGACAGCGAGAGCGUUGCUGAGAGUGAGGAAGGCAGCGCGGAUAGCGGGGACAGCGAGGGUAGUGACGGGUUGGCAGAGUGCGGCGCAAGUGAGGCCGAGGCAAUCCUGGACGCGGAAGCAGCACUGGCAGCCGGCGCAACGUUCGCGCUCGAUGAGCUUCCGGCGCCAAGCAGCAGCUCUCUCGGCGCGGCUGAGGCCGCCCGGAUGCCUGCGGCAGAGCUGGUGAGCAGCAGCGAUGGGGAGAGCAGCGACAGCGAGGACGUGCUUGAGCCCGCCGCAAAGAGUGCUCGGGCGUGCCCCGCCGAGCCGGGUCAAGUGGACGCGAUGCGCGAUGACGAGGACGACGAGGAGGAGAGCGUGCGUGGCGGCGCCGCUCAGUCUGCGGAGGCCGGCGAGAAAACAAGGCAUGAGCAGCCGGCACCGGAGGCGCCCGCCUCGCUGCCUGUGGGGGAGCAGCUCGAGCGGGCGGCGGCUGUGGUCUCCCUGCUCGAUGACAUGGCAGUGCUGAAGGCACUCCCCGGGCUGCCGCCGCUCGCCGAGGCGUCGCUGCUCUGCCUUCCUCCCUCCUCGGGCGCGGAGGCGGUCCAGGUGCUUGGGCGAGUGGCGGAGAUCUUUGGACCCGUCUCGGCGCCCCUCUACUCGGUGCGUGUCGGAGACACCGACCGUCUCCGCCUCUCUGUUGGCGACGAGGUCUUUGUCGCACCGGCGCACUCGUCCUUCCUCGCCCCGUCCGCAAUCAAGCAAGGCAAGGGGACCGACGCGAGCGGCGCCGAUGACGACGAGGUCGCAAAGCGUAUAUCGAAAUUGGAGCAGAGGCGGGAGUCCCUCUUUUGUGUCGCAGCUUUUUUCCCCUUUGGCGGUUGCCCGCGAUCAGCAUUGUGA